AAUUGGCCAGCCAAUUGUUCCGCUUUGGCAGUAAAAAGCGUCCCGGUGUCUGCAUCUGCAAUGCCCAAUGUCGGCUGCAAUCCCUGGGCGAAGCAGCAGCCGAUGGCAGCCUGGUGGGACCCACCAUCAAGACCCAUCAUGGGAGCUUGGACCGCCUGCUGCAGAAGGGAGGAGGAACCAGUGGUGAACGUUCGAUAAGCUGGGUAGUGGAUGGCGGAGCAGCUGGCUCUGGGGCCCUGCUGAAUGCCUCCUCCGAUGACAGUGAUGACAAGAAGAAGGCGAGGCUAGAGGAGGCGCCUCCGCCACCACGCCCGCCUUCCAGGACGCAUGUGAAGCCCACGGCCAAGGAGGAGUUCGAUCGUGGCGUGGAGGUGGAGAAGUUCUAUCACCAGAUCAAUGGCGACAUCUUUGAGAUCACUCGUCGAGUGCGGGCCCGCGAUGAGGAGACCAUGGAGCAGAAAUGCAUACGCAGAAAGGGAUCCGUCCGGCUUACGGAGCCCCCGGGUGCCCAUGCCCAUGUGCGGAUAGAGCAACGACCCCAGCUGCCACCGCGUCGCCAGAAGAGUGCCGAGGAAGUGGCCACCAUGCCCAAGAGUGCCCUGCGUCCGGCGCCCGAGCAGCUGGAAUGGUUCGACCGGAGGGCACAGCAGCGUCACUCUGCCCGCUCGGCGGAAGGAGGCCAGGUGCGAGACGAGACCAUGGAAUGGCUGAAGCUACAGAAAACGGCCAGUCCCUCGCAGCCAGUGCGCACUUCGUCGGGUCCCAGUGAGAUUACAGUGCUCAAGGAUGAGCUGCCCGACUGGCUCCUAGACCAUCUGCCACGGAAAAAAGAGCGUGACCGGGAUAGAGAUCGAGAUCGGUUGCCCUCGGAUGCAAGCAAGAGCGUGGGCUCCUCCGCCUAUGCCAAGGCUCUGUCGGAGCUGCUCAAGAAGCCGCUGUCACGCCAGAGCUCCGGACCCUGCGAGUUCUCGCUGCUCAAGACGGACAUCGUGGAGUGGCUCACCAAGAUGCAGGUGAGCGGCGGAGCAGAACGUGGAAAGUCCCGGCGCUCGCAUCAUCGACGCAAUGGCAGCGGCAGCGAUGCCCAACCGCGUUCCAAUUCCCAGGAGGAUGCUCAGGAUCAUGGCCAGUCCAAGGCUUCGGGCCAUCGCAAGCGGCAUUCCCUGGGACACAGUGGAGCUGCCAGCGAGGAGGAGCAGCAGCAGCUGACGGCGGAUUGGAUAGCCUAUCCGCUGCAUAAGCUCCAGUCCCUGGGCAAGCAGCCUCCACCUCCCACUUCCAUACCCAGUGGUUAUGCGGUACCCAGUGCCCUUUCGCACACGCCACUGUGCCAGCGGCGGGAGGAGCGCUCCCGGGAGCGAAGGCUCCGUCAUUCGGCCAGCGAGGUGGUGGGCAGCGGUGCCGGAACGUCCUCCACUGCCCACCUGGAGCGACUGUAUGCGAAGCCGCACAAGGAACGCUAUCAGUAUGUGCCAAAGACCAGCAAAGAAGCUGGAGGAGUUGGAGGAGGCGGAGGCGUGAAGAAGGAGCGAUCUCGUCGCCACCAGACCCAGAGAUCCGCCACGGUCUCCGACAUGUCCGCCCAGCGAUCUGGUGGCCAUAAGCGCAAGUCCUCGAGUGCAGAACGAGCGCCCAGGUCACCGUCGCCGGGCCCCUGCACGGAUCCCGACUGUCCACUGCUGCCCAUCUGCACGGAUCCACACUGCAGGUACCAGGAGUGCCAGGCGCGCCAGUGCCUGACCUCGUCGGUGAGCUCGGUGAAUCUGGCGCGGCACCAGCAGCUGGCCCAGGUCCAACUGCAUGCUGUGCCCAUGGGCAUGGGCUCCGAUGUGCCAACGACGCCAUCCACAACGGCCACGCCACCUCCGCCGCCACCGCCUCCUUCCGCGGGAAUAGCAGGAGGCGGAGGAGUGGCAGCUGGCCCGGAACGCCGCCUGGUCAUCUGCCACGACUGCCGGUCGUGUGCGCCACUCCUCAGCUGCCGGAAUCGCAAAUGCCUCAAUGCAGCCAAGUGCAACUCACUGCCUCGCUGCGCCGCCGACUUCAACCGGUUGCGCACCCAGCUGGCCCAGCCUCCCACGACACUGGACGACAUCGAACCGGCGCCGCUGGAACUGGAUCUGGAGAUGCAGCCACUACCCUCGCCCCCGCGUCCGCAUCCGUACCAGCAUCAGCACCAGCAUCAUCACUACCGCAGCAACUCUCAGCCGAAUACGCUGCAACGUGGUGACUCCGCCAGCUCUGCCGGAGGAAAUGGCACUGGGGGAGGCCUGCCAAUGGGAGGAGGAGGAGGUCUGGCCUGGCUGGAGCCCAUGACCACGUUAGUGCAACCACUGCCCGCCUAUGUGCAUCAUGCGAAUGGAAAGCUGAUGAAAUCCGCCUCGGCUGCCUCGCUCAACUCACGCCGAAGACGCCACAAAACCGUACACUUUGGCGAGAAUCUGUUGCGGGAAGUGUGCCAGAAUCGAAAGCUAAUCAAAACGGAGACACAGGUGCCCUCCGGAUCGGCGCCAAUGAAGGCCAACAUCCAGAUGCUGUACAACUUUGUGGAGGGUGUGCUCAGUGCCUGGGUGGAUGAUGACGAGGAUCAGGUGCGCUCCGGUGCCGAGUCGGAGCCAGAGCAUGGGAUGGUGCCCAUGCAACCGAUCCAUAGAUGCAAUCGCCUGCGCUACCAGUGCAUCCGUCGGGUGGUCGAGGAGGCAGCCGAUCUUCAGGGAACCCUGAAGUUGGGCAACUCCCGGUAUCGCCAUCGCCAUUGGCGCAGCACCGCCAAACAGUGCAACGAAAUGUUCCUUCGCAAGAUUUCGGAUGAUGAUCGAAUGAGCCUAACUACCGCCGUUUCGGAUGAAGAUGAUGGGGAAAGUGUCAUGGCGUCACCAUAUAAAGCAAAGGCCACUGGCACCGCUGCAUCCUCGUUCAACUGCACGGGAGCUGUUCGCAAAGCUGGCUUCCUAUCGGUAAAGAAAUGGUUACUACGCAAGAAGCACCAAAUCGAGCUGGCCAGGAAGCGGGGCUGGAAGGGCUAUUGGGUGUGCCUUAAGGGCACCACGCUGCUCUUCUAUCCCUGCGAUUCCCGCGAGGGCCGGAGCGUGGAGGCGGCUCCCAAGCACUUGAUUAUCGUGGACGGUGCAAUUAUGCAACCAAUACCCGAGCAUCCCAAGCGCGACUACAUCUUCUGUCUGAGCACGGCAUUCGGUGAUGCCUAUCUCUUCCAGGCACCCUGUCAGGUGGAGCUGGAAAAUUGGGUGAAUAGCAUUCAUAGCGCCUGUGCUGCUGCCUUUGCCCGGCAUCGCGGCAAGACCGGAACCCUACACCUGCUCCAGGAGGAGAUCUUCCGGCUGGAGAAGGCCAUUGAGUCGGAUCACAAGCUGAAGCACAUGGCCGAGCUGCAGCAAUCAGUUGUCACCGAUCAGGAGACGCGUCAUCAGAUCCAGACGCAGAUACUGCAGUGGGAGGAGAACCUGGAGCGGUUGCAUUGCGAACAGUUCCGGCUGCGCUGUUACAUGGCCUCGCUGCAGAGCGGCGAGCUGCCCAAUCCGAAGUCGCUGCUGACUCACGUCUCACGCCCCACAAAGAACACGCUGAACAAGUUGGGCGUAUUCACGGUAUCCUCCUUCCAUGCCUUCAUCUGUGCCCGCUCGCCCUCGUUGCUCAACAAUCUUCUGGCAGGACGAGGAGCUACCAAACGGAGGCCCCCGAUGCUAUCGCGAUCCAAUAGCGGCUCCAGUCGUCGCUCCAUGCAGAUGAAUUCACGUGACGAACCGGAAAAAACUUUCAAAGUUGCAAUGCCCGACAAUGCUUACUCGACAGUUUAUCUACGUGAUGCCAUGUCUGUGGAGGAAUUCCUCGCCAGCGCCUGCGCCCGUCGCAACCUCAAUCCCAUGGAGCACUUUGUGCGCGUCAAGAAGCGACGUGACAUGGAGGAUCACAAUUACUUUGUGCCGCAUCGCAACGAUCUGAUUGAGAAUUAUCUACAUAAUCACGAGUUCGUGGAGGUCUGCAUGAAGAUCCUUUACCAGGUGGAACUGCAGCGGACCACUCUCGAGCAGAUGUGGGGCUUCUCCGUGGAGGCGGAACUGAUCGAGAAUGCGGAGCGCCAGGAUGAGCUCUGCUGCUACGUGAGUCGCGUGGAGGACAAGAGCGUGGCCAUGCACAACGGCAUCAUCAAAGGAGACGAAAUAAUGGUCAUCAAUGGGGCAAUUGUGUCCGAUCUAGAUAUGAUGUACUUGGAGAGCGUCCUGCAGGAGGAACAAUCGCUCAGCAUGAUGAUGCGGUCUUCGCGCACGGAGCCACCAGAUCUAGUGGGGAUCAUGCGUGUUACGGAUGAUAUGAUUGACUCGCUGGUGUGCCCACCGCCACCCACAGAUCCGCCGGUGAUGAGCGAGGAGAUGAUAACUGGACUGAUUGUUCCGGCCCCGGUUGGAGUAAAUGGCACUAGCAAGGAUUUGUACUCGCCGGAGGCUGAAUCCUCGCCAGCCCCCUCCUUCGUUGAUCCCGCUAUGGCCGCCCAACUUGCGGCCGCCGGGGGCGUGGUCGUGGGCGGAAUGGGAGGCAUGGCCGGAAUGGGCGGACUGGGCGUUGCCAAGCCCACAUCGCGAACGAGCAGCUUCGAGAUUGAGAAUCUGUUGAAGACCGCAGAGCAAGUUACCGGAUUUUGUCGUUCACCCCAGGAAACACGCAAAUCGAGCCCCACCGGCUCGGUCACCUCAUCGGUGUCAACCACGGCAUUGACCCCAUCGCGACAACUGACCGAUGCGGAGAAGCUGCGCAAAGUUGUCAUGGAGCUCGUGGAUACGGAACGCACCUACGUUAAGCAUCUGAACAAUCUGCUGGAGCAUUAUCUGGAGCCCAUGAAACGCGAGACAUUCCUCUCCAACGCCGAGAUCAAUGCGCUGUUUGGCAACAUUCAUGAGAUUGUGACAUUCCAGCGUCAGUUCCUGCAGAAUCUGGAGGAGUCCUUGGACCUGGAGCCGGAGUUUAACAAGUUCGAGCACUGUGGCCAGUUCAGGAAUGUGCUCUUUGCAAUUGGCUCAGCUUUUCUGUAUUAUGUCAAUCACUUCAAGCUAUACUCCUCGUUCUGUGCCAGUCACAGCAAGGCGCAGAAGGUCCUGCAUCCGAACGAAGGCAACCACGCCCUGCAGGAGUUCCUGGCAGCCCGGAAUCCCAAGCAGCAGCACAGCAGCACUUUGGAAUCGUAUCUGAUCAAGCCGAUUCAACGCAUCCUCAAGUAUCCCCUGCUGUUGCAGCAAAUGCGCAACCUAACCGAUACCCGGGCCGAUGAGCAUGUCCAUCUGUGUGAGGCACUCAAGGGCAUGGAAAAGGUGGCCGAGCACAUCAAUGAGAUGCAGCGCAUUCACGAGGAGUAUGGUGCCAUCUUCGAUCACCUGUUCCGGCAGCACCAAAAGUCCUGCAAGCAGCCCAUCGACCUGAGUCCAGGAGAUCUCUUGUACUAUGGCGGCGUCGAAUGGCUAAACAUCUCCGACUUUUUGGGCAAGAUCAAGAAGGGACUGGAGCUGCAUGCCAUGUGCUUUGUAUUCAAGUCAGCAGUGGUGUUCCUCUGCAAGGAGCGGCUGCGCCAGAAGAAGAAGUUGAUGGGCGUGUCGAGCAAGAAUGCUACUAACGAGGUGGAGAUUAUUCGCUAUCAGGUGCUAAUUCCCGUAACUGAGGUUCAGGUGCGCGCCAGCUCUGCCAAGGAUAUGGACUCACACUUCCUGUGGGAGCUAAUCCAUCUACGCUCCCAGCUGCAACGCCGCUCCGAGAAGGUCUACGUGCUGUCCAACAGCACCGCCGACUUCCGCAAUGCCUUCCUCAAGACCAUACGGCAGAUCAUACGCGAGAGCGUUCGGAAUAUGUCAAUUCCCAUGAAGAACUUUGGCGGCAGCUCUGGCUCCGUCUCCGGACACUCUUCGCAGGGCAUGGGUCCGGGCAUGGGCUAUGCGGGUAACUCACAGACACUGGAACGACCCAAGCAGCAGAUAACAAUCGUUCAUGGAUCGCACACCCUGGGCAAGCCAAAGAAGAAGUCAGGCUCACAACGCCACUCGGCGGGCAACAUCGAUUACGACAACUUGUCGGGCAGUCAGGAGGCGGAUGACCUACCCCCAAGUGUGGGCGUGGUUCACUAUGCAUCUGGUCAUACCCACGGCCAACAGAUGCAGCCGGCGGGUUUCCGCGGUCGCAGCAAGACAGUGGGCGAUGUGGCAGAAAUCACUUGCUCUUCCCCAGAACCCCAGCAGCAGCAGCAGCAGCAGCACGUGCAGCAGGUGCAGCCUGGCCACGCCCAUGGGCAUCCGCAUCCACAUCCUCGAGAGCCACCGCCGCCGCCCAUCCGGCAGCCGCAUCUGCAUCACCAUAGCUCAGACAUUGAGCGUAUCGAUCCGGGGACUAAGUCCGAGGGCGAGGAGGACUCGCAGCAGGGCACAAUCAGGCCCAAGGCCACUUUGGGUCGCACGCCCAAUCACCUGACGCUGAGCACCACCUCGACACUCUCGGUGGGCAGCACCGGCAGCCAGGCGCGCUUGAUACAAUCGUCGCAUCCGCCGGCCAGCUACCAGCCGGUGCUGAUGAAGGACCUAGGUAAGCCCAUACCGGACGAGUCGGAGCUCGAGUCGGAGUCAGAGGCGCAUGCCGCCCAGGUGGCGGCCUCCUUUAACUUAAGUCUAGGCAGUAGUGGUAGCUUGUUCGCCUCCGAUACCCGGGAGAUGCAGUCCCAGUCCCAGUCUCAGUCUCAGUCCCAUUCCCAUUCCCAUAGUCUGCAUCCUUCGCCGCGUCAGUCGCCGCGCCAAUCCCCACGACAGUCCCCCAAGCAGGAGAUCGAGGUGAUCGAGAUCUUUGAGAGCGAGGCGGAGCGACUGGCCGCCUCCCAGCAGGUGGCCGUCGUCCACCAGCAUCCGGCGGGCCAGGCCAGGGAUUCGAUGCAUAAGCAGCGACGUGACAGAAGCGACCGACGUGACCCAACCGAAACGGAUGCCACGGUGCGGUUCAUGGACAAGCACCUGAGUGACCUCGAGCAGGAGAACCUAGCCGAUGGUGGCACCUGCGACAUCGUGGCCUACAUGGAGAGCCUGCGAGAGAAGGCCUUCGAUCCGCAGGAUCUAACCGAGGAGGCUGGCGACCAGCAGCAGAAUGACUCAAGCCUGUCGCCGGAACCGCAGACCAUUGUGGAGAACACACAGCAGACAGUGGUGGUGGACAUCGAGUCGCCCAGUUCGCGGCCAGCCACCGAAUCGGACAGCACUGGCACCACCACAGGACCCUCGGAGCGCUCCGAGGAUGAGACCGAGGAGGAAGCCACCAGCUCACUGGCCUCACACAUCGUGGUGAUCGAUAAGAAGGUAGACAAAAUCUUCAAGGCCAAGUCCCCAGAGCGUCCUGGUUCCACCAAGGUGAAGGGUGGCAGGCGCCAGAUAUACAUCUCUCCGGAUCGGUGCAAGUCCCAGGGCAGCUCCCCGGUAAGGAUAAUCAAGAUCAAGUCGCCACGCACCAGUCUGAGUGACCAGGGCAAGCGGUUGAGCGUGUGCUCCUCGAGGGAUAACUCCCAGGAUCGACUCUCGGGCGGCAGAAGGACUCCCAGUCCACGUCGCUCCUCCGAGGGUGGCGGUAUACUGAAGCAUACGAGUGGCCCCGCUCCGGGCAUCCUUAAGCCGCCCUCCAGUCCGGCCAAGUCAAAGAGUCCGGACAGGAGUUGCCUGAAGAAGGGCGGACCCUCGCACGUGUGCAGUGUGGAGACCCUCUCCCCGCACAUCUCGCCCAGGAGCAGUGUGGAUCACCUGUCACCGGACAGGGCCACAUGCCUGCGCCACUCGCCGCGCAGCAGCUUCGAUAGCCGCGACGGCUCAGAUCACAACCUGGAUGUGCCACACGGUAGCCGGAAGCGGAGCAUGUCUGCCCAUGGUAGCUUCGAGACGGGCACCAGGACACGGGGGGCACAGGAAACGUAUCAGUACUAUCCAGUGUAUGACAACCAAACGUGCAGUGAUCACUAUGUAGCCGCCGCUCCCACAGGACGCUAUGGAGGCGGUGGCGGCGGCACUAGUGCCAGGAGCAGGCUGAGCAAGUCUCUGGAGCGCUCCACCUCGCGGGAUAGCACCACCACAAGCAGCUCCUAUGGUCACAGGACCUAUGGUGUGUCCCCGGAACGAAACUACGUGGUCUACAGCUCGGGACCAUUGCGCUCGCAGUCGGCGGAGAACACUUUCUCGCAGCCCAUAUACGAUCCUCUGCCCCGGCAUCCUCCACAGCCAGUGCAUCAUCUCCAGCAGCAGCAGCUACAGCAACAGCACCAGUACAUGGGCUAUGUCCCCGAUAUGGGUGGAUAUGGAGGAGGAGGAGGAGGAGGAGGAGGCGGCUGCCAGCAUGAUCCACAGGGACCCGGUGGCUACCAGCUUAGCUCCUCGGCACCGGAAUACACCACAUGCAUCGACUGUCUGUACCAGAAGAGACCCUCCUAGCAUAAGUCCCGCGUGCGGCAAAGUCGCACGCGGAAGAAGACGCCACGCGGAGUGGGAAUGGUGGUGGUCAGUGCCCAGCCCACGGCCACCGGCGGCAUAGGAUUCGUGCCCGAGAUGGGAACCUCCAGCGUUGAGGCGCCCGGCGGUUGUGUGGAUUGCCACGACUACUUCGAGAUCCAUGUCUAAGCUCCAUUAAAGCCAAUCCCAAAACCAGAUAAUAGAUAACAGAGAAGAGCAACCGUAACAACAAGAACCCGAAAUGCCUCAACAAACUAAUUUUAAACCAAACUCAGCUCAGAUAUACGUAAACCCACAAUGCUAACCAUUAUAUAGUAAUCAAUUAAUCGAACCGAACUUCCAAGACACAAGGGAUUGAAAUGGAAAUCAAAGACCUAGCCUACAGUAACGUAUAUAUACACUCUCUGCAUUAACAGGAAACCUAAACUCGCGUACUCUCUCGUUGUGUAAGUGUUAGAAGUAAGUCACACCUUUAGCCUCAGCCGAAAACUAAUCAAGGAACGAAAAGUGGCCAAGGAACCGGGUUGCAUAACCACCACCACUGUAUAGUUCUCAGAGCUACCAGCUCCCAUCUACCAUCUACCAGUUCCCAGUUAAUUAUUUAAGUUGCUGCCGAGUUGAGCGCGAACAUUUCGCCGUGAUUUACAAGCAUAUACUUACACACACACACACUAACACUCUGCACCCAUACUCUUGCGUACGCACACCUGCAGUCGUUGGUUCACAUUAACAAACAAAAUGGCGGAAGUUCCGCUCGCCUCGGGGUGGCAAGUAGAAAUAUUACGUAUACGCCGCGUUGCACACACAAUACUCAAGUGCCGUAAUUACGAGGGCAAACAACAGAAGAGAGCAGCAUCAGCAGCGGCAGCAACUAAAACUAAAGUUGAAAUUCAUACUCGCACUCAAGCAAACUACUAAGAGACACAGAGAAACAAAUGGCAAACUCAACUUUAAACAUAUAUAUGUUAUGUAUAGCUGCGAGAAAAGGCGAAAAAAGACAGUCAGCAAACAGGAACGGAAACAGAAACUAUACAGAAAAGUUAAAGAAAAGUCGUCAGCCAAAUGAAGGGAAGAGUCACUUCCCAUCCCCAAAAAAAAAAAAGAUUUUUAAUUAUCCAUCUGCAGAUCUAGGAUCUGCAAUCUAUGAUCCCUGCGACUGCAACUGCAACUGAGCUGGCACAAGUUGAGUGCCGACACUCCGUGGGUUAACAUGUCAUAUACCUAACAAGAGAGGGUUAUUUACAUAAAAGUAGAAUCGAAAAAAAGAAAUCACUAGAGAACUAAAAAAACCAAUAGUUAGUUAGAAAAUUUUGCCAAUUUGCACGCACAAGGAUGUGGUGUGUUGUGUGCGAUGAGGGCAUCGAUGUGUCUAUGUACCAAUAAUGUUGUGACAAAUAAUUUGCAUAUACAAUGCAUAUGGUUUUUUGUAUGAUUUUAUAGGUUUUUUAUAUAGAUAUAAACAAAUAUACAUGCAUAUACAAGUCCGAUGGGGUCAAAUCGAAUGAAAUGUUACAUUUUCCGCAUCGGUUUUUCCAAAAUUCAUUUCAUUCUACACACAUAGACUCACAACUGAAAUGCAAAAUCAAAAUUCCAAUUAAAUCAGCAAACACAAUAAAAAGAAUACAAGUUGGACACAUGUAUUCAGAGAGAAUGAUAAUCGUAAGUCGUACCUCAAUGUUCAGUAAAUGGGUAAUCAAAUUAUAUAUAUAUAUAUAUGUACACCUAGGUAGCCAGACAGGGAAACCAGGAAAAACCAUAGAUACUACUCGUCAUUCCUCAUGGAUAACCCCGACAUCAUCAUCAUCAGUAUCAUCAUCAUUUUCCCCUUUCGAAACUCUCGACUAAAUAGCAAACGACGUGGUUGGGGUCAAACCAAAAAAAUGUUCAGGUUGUUGUAACGAGAAUUCAAAGCAAAAGUAUUAAACAAACCAAAAAACCAAAAAAGCGAAUAACAUAGUCGGAAUAACGUAAAUAAAUAAGUUUAAGCUUCAAAGGAAACGUUUACAGUUCACAGUUUACACUGGGCUUCACAGCAGCAGCAAAAUCAAAAAACAAAUCAAAACAAAACAAAAAAACAAUGGAAUCAAAUGGAAAAACACUCUCAAAAAUCAAAGUAUACAUCGUAAAAAUGGAAUAUACAUACUAUAUAUAUACAUAUAUAUUAUACAGCAGCAUAUACAUACAUACAGCAUAAAUGUUAAACUAAAUGGAAAACGGGAAUACUCGACAACAAAAUAUGCAAAAAUAAAGGCAAACUAAAUAGGAGGGAUAAGCGAUAAGCGGAGACCGCAGACAGCGAAACAUUUAAGAGUAACAGUAAAGCUAAAACAAAUAUCAAAUUUAACCGAUAAUCCAAACACUCACACACACACACACACCCUCGCAAUCCACUAAGCAAAUAAUCGAAAAAUCAACAAACUAAACGUAAAAACUAAACCAAACUAAAGCGGCGAGAGCCUGUAAGCUCAAAGCACUAAACUAAAUUGAACUAAACUAAACUAAAAUGCAGCAAACUAAAGCA
Messenger RNA from Drosophila serrata, 10989 nucleotides. RefSeq names its product guanine nucleotide exchange factor still life (gene sif). Gene Ontology annotation, biological process: activation of GTPase activity; small GTPase-mediated signal transduction. Lineage: Eukaryota; Metazoa; Arthropoda; Insecta; Diptera; Drosophilidae. The record is from RefSeq and is a predicted model, not a curated record. Gene Ontology annotation, molecular function: protein binding; guanyl-nucleotide exchange factor activity.